AUGUUUGCAGUCGCAGCAUUGAUGACAGGAAAUGCAUUGGAACGGAGAUUAGAGGAUAUAAUUGGUAAAAAUACCACUGAAAUGUACAAUUCACAAAUGAAUGUUAAUGCUGAUUUAGCUAUUCAAUUAAUGGCUACUUUAACGUUUACUGUUGGUUUCGUUAUGACAAUUUUCGCCAUUCUACAAUUGCAUUUUCUUACUGUUUAUUUGGCUGAUCCAGUUGUUGGUGGUUUUACGAUUGGUGCAGCAUGUCAUGUAUUCGCAUCACAAAUGCCAAAACUAAUCGGUGUUCAAAUAGCACCAAGAUCUGGCCCAUUUGGCCUUUUGAAAUUACCAUACUUUCUGUUCGAUUUUGUGGCAUUGCUGGGUGAAGCAAAUUUAUGUGUUGUUAUCAUAUCAGUGAUAUCAAUUGUUAUAUUGAUGGUUGGAAAGUACAUUUUGAAUCCAUUAAUACAGCAACGAAUUCGAAUACCAAUGCCAUUUGAACUUCUUGUGAUGAUAGCAGGUACGUUGAUGGCUUACAUAUUCGAAUUAAAUGUGAAACAAAAAGUUGCUAUUGUUGGAUUAAUACCAUCUAAAUUACCAAUGCCGACAAUACCAGACUUCAAUCAUUUUAGUGCAUUUAUUUUGGAUGCAGUGGUAAUCGCUAUAGUAAUUUAUUCCGUAACAGUAUCUGUAGGGAAAGUAUUUGCGAAAAAGCAUGGAUAUCAUAUUAAUCCUAGUCAGGAAUUGAAAGCGAUGGCGAUAUGCCAAUUGGUGGGUGGUUUCCUAAGUUGUCAUCCUGCAAGUGCAAGUUUAUCACGUGCUCUUGUAAAUUCGGAAUUGGGUGCUACCUCUGAGCUUUCGAGCGUUGUAGCUGCACUUGUAGUAUUAUUGGUCAUUUUGUUGGUUGGACCACUACUCUAUUAUUUGCCAACGUGCGUACUGGUAUCAGUAAUAGUUGUAGCUCUGCAGCGCAUGUUUCUAAGAGCUACAGAAGUUACUCAGUAUUGGAAAACUUCAAAAAUUGACCUGCUUAUUUGGUUAGUAAGUUUUUUGGGCACAUUUCUAUGGAACGUGAGCCAAGGACUUGGUGUAGCCAUAGCAUUCGCUGUGUUAACUGUUAUCAUUCGCACACAGUGGCCAAAAGCUGUGAUACUUGGUGGGAUGGAAGAUACCGAGCUAUAUAAGGACAGCCACCGUUACAGUGGAUCAUUAAUAUCACCUACUAUCGCAAUUUAUCGCUAUGAUGCACCUUUACUUUUUCUAAACAGCAAUUCAUUUAUCAAUAAAGCUCUUGAUAUCGUUGACGAUAAAUUGAAAAUGUUAAAUGAAAAGGAAAAACUUUAUCUGAUCAUUGAUGCUUCUGGAUUUACAUACAUCGACUAUACCGGAAUCGAAAGAUUGAAAGAUUUGUCGCAAGAAUUGAAAAUUCGCAAUGUCGAAAUGUUUGUGGCGGCCUCGAAAGCAGAAGCUCGGAUACUAUUCGCUAAAUGUAACAUCUAUAAGGUGAUUCCGUCGACUAAUUUCUUCCCAUCCGUUCAUGAUGCCGUAUUGUUCGCUAAUGCUCAACAGAUGAAACAAAAGAAUAUUUGCAAAGAACGAAACACAAUAGACUAUGCAUUUACACAACAUUUAUAA
Loa loa (African eye worm) is the source of this 1620-nucleotide messenger RNA. RefSeq lists its product as hypothetical. Gene Ontology annotation, molecular function: sulfate transmembrane transporter activity; bicarbonate transmembrane transporter activity; oxalate transmembrane transporter activity. Gene Ontology annotation, biological process: transmembrane transport. The transcript has 13 exons. NCBI's taxonomy places the organism in Eukaryota, Metazoa, Nematoda, Chromadorea, Rhabditida, Onchocercidae. The coding region runs from base 1 to 1620 and encodes 539 amino acids. The record is from RefSeq and is a predicted model, not a curated record. Gene Ontology annotation, cellular component: membrane.